Anthonomus grandis grandis is the source of this 1588-nucleotide messenger RNA. RefSeq names its product cytochrome P450 4V2-like. The record is from RefSeq and is a predicted model, not a curated record. The coding region runs from base 44 to 1543 and encodes 499 amino acids. The transcript has 10 exons. Gene Ontology annotation, molecular function: iron ion binding; heme binding; monooxygenase activity. Lineage: Eukaryota; Metazoa; Arthropoda; Insecta; Coleoptera; Curculionidae.
AAGCAUUCGAUGAAAGAAUACUUAGAAGCAAUAUCCGUUUGAGAUGUUUGAUACUCUCGUAUAUUUUUCGCUAAAAUGUCUUUUAUAUUUUUUAGUUUUUACUGUUAUUUAUAAUGUUUUUGUUCUCGUUACGAAGUUUAAAUACGUUCGGUUUGCUUGGAAUUAUAACAUGUUCUUCCUGCCGUUGAUCCCUUUUGUUGGUACUGCUUAUUUGACCAUUUUUGGUAAAGUAAGAGCUAGCAUGCUUCAGGUGGUCAUAGUAGCGGACAAAUAUUUCGGAGGUUUACCGUGCAAUUUCUGGUACGGUUCCGCUUAUCACUAUCUGACCAACGAUGCUGAUGAAGCACGAAUAAUACUGAACCAUCCGAAAUGUUUUAACAAAGCCGAAUUAUAUAAAAUGAUCAAUUUGGGAUUGAGGAAUCCUAUUGUGAACGUUCCAGUGGAAAUUUGGAAACCGAGGCGUCACUUAUUACGACCGGCAUUUAAGAAGCACAUGAUAAAGCUCUCGUAUCAAACUUACUAUCAGCAAAGUUGUCUACUUUUGGAGGAGAUCAAGAAGCUGAAGCCGGAGGAUAAUUUGUAUAAGUUUUUCAGCAAAUAUGCCUUUAUGAACUUCUUUUUAUCAUCCUUUGGACUAAGCGACGCAAAAAAAUAUCGCACCGAUAUUAUACGGAUUGGCACGCAAAUUGACGCAGCUCAAGAUGAAUUUAUCAAGAUAUUUAGCAACCCCGCAAUUCCAUCCACUUUAUGGAAAAGUUCACCCUUUGGAGCUGCUUUUAGAGCAAUUGAGAAUGAACUGAAAGGUUUAUUAAAAGAGGUUUUGGAGGAUUAUAUGGAGCAGACUAAAAAAACCUCCGAAUACUACGAAAAUCCGGCAGAGAAACCUUUAAUAGAACUGCUACUAGACGAAGCGUAUCAGAAAGACCCGACUGCAGACCUGUUUGAGGAAUUUGCCUUUAUUACUGGGGCUGCUACGGACACUUCAGGGCGUACAUUAUCGUUUUGUUUCACCAUGCUGGGGAUGUAUCCAGAGGUUCAGGCUAAAGCUUAUGACGAAAUUCAGUCAGUGGUAGGAGACCGAAAUAUAGAUUUCAGCGAUCUGGUGGAGCUUAAAUAUGUAGACGCAGUAAUAAGCGAAACGUUAAGGAUUUUACCAACAGUACCAUUAUUUGGACGAUAUUGUAGCGAGGAUAUUGAUCUUGGGAGCAAAAUAGUUCCCAAAGGAACGAACGUCUUCGUGAGCGCUUAUGACCUGCACAGGAACCCUAAAUAUUGGGAGGAUCCUCUGAAAUUUGAUCCGGAGCGAUUUUUACCGGAAAAUGCCUCAAAGAUUGUACCGGGAGCUUACGUUCCGUUUUCUAUAGGACCAAGGAACUGUUUAGGUCAAACUUGGGGAACUGUUCUAUUACAAAUGACUAUAGCCAACGUGGUUCGGUCAUUCAACAUUUCAACCAGCCAUAAGUCCAUAGAUCAACUGGCUCUGGAGUCUUGCAUCUCAAUGAAGACGACGCACCAUCUGAAUUGUCAAUUUACAGUUAGAUAAAACGUGUAAAGUUUUGAAUAAAGUCUCAGUAAUUCCUAUUAUUGA